Molecule: messenger RNA, 1304 nt
Organism: Mercurialis annua (annual mercury)
Lineage: Eukaryota; Viridiplantae; Streptophyta; Magnoliopsida; Malpighiales; Euphorbiaceae
Exons: 3
Coding region: 129-1043 (304 amino acids)
Molecular function (GO): polysaccharide binding
Source: RefSeq, a predicted model, not a curated record
UAUCUAAUAAAAUCAUAAUUAAAACAUUUUCUCCACUCUCCAAGCAAAGUAUCAUCACUCUCUUCUUCUUAAUGUCAUACUCUUUUCUAUAACAUUAAUUUCUUGAUUUCUCUAGUUCAGUCACAGCCAUGAGUACACUCUUUUUAACCAUUCUUGCAAUUAAUUUUUCAGCAUUAAUAAUCCAAAUAUCUUCCUCUAAUAUUCAUGUAAAUCCAUGCAGAUCUUAUUGUGGAAAUAUUACAAUAAAAUACCCCUUUUCACUCCAAAAUGGCUGUGGUCACCCUGGUUUUAAAGACCUGUUAUUUUGCAUAAAUGAUGUAUUAAUGUUCCACAUAAGCUCAGGGUCAUACAGAGUACUAGAAAUAGACUAUGCUUAUCAAUCACUAACUCUCCAUGAGCCUCACUUAUCAACAUGUGACAACAUUGUGCUCGGCGGCAAGGGUAACGGCUUCUCCAUCGAGCCGUGGCGGUCGCCCUACUUCAAUCCAACCGCUGAUAACGUGUUCAUGCUACUCGGUUGCUCGCCUCAAUCGCCCCUCUUCCAAGGCUUCCCCGAAAAGCACUUGCCUUGUCGAAACGUUUCGGGCAUGGGCUGCGAGAUGUAUUACGGGUGCCCGGCAUGGAAUCUCGUGGGCCGAAUGAACACGGGCUCGACAUACGGGUCCGGCCCGCCCGAGUGUUGUGGGGUGGCGUUUGAGGCAAUUAGAGCAAUUAAUCUCAGCAAGCUUCAAUGUGAAGGGUAUAGUAGUGCUUAUAAUUUGGCACCAUUGAGAGUUGAUGGAGCUAAUGAAUGGUCUUAUGGGAUAAGAGUGAAGUAUUCUGUGAAAGGGAAUGAGGAAUUUUGUAGAGCAUGUGAGACUACUGGUGGAACUUGUGGCUAUGGUAGUAGUGAUGGAAUUAAGCAAUUGUGUAUGUGUAAGGAUUUCAAUUCCACAUCAAAUUGUGAUUCAGUUAGUUCAGCUUCAACAUGGAAUAGAGUUGGUAUACUACAAGGGUCCAUGAUCACCAUCUUAGCAUUCAUUGCUUCCAAAUCCAGAUAUUAGAAGCCAACUUCAACGGCUAGGAUCAACUCUUUCUUUCUAUUUCAUUUCUAUUUAUCAUUCUUUUUCAUAUUGAGUGAACUUAUUAUUCUUAGUCACUAUACUUUUUAGAGUAUUUAAUUUAUAUCACGGACGGCCAUUAUAUUUUCUCCAUUAAUAUUCAUUAAAUAUUACAAAGUAAUUGCUACUCUAUUUUCAGCUUUAUUUUCUAAAGAUUAAUGUGUAAAAAAUUUCUUUAACCAGAGAAAUAUUUUUUUAGCAUAA